UGCGGGAGAGUUGCUACUUUGGAUGUGACAGCCAUCCCGGUUAAGCCGUGAUGAGCGUUUCGGGACCUGAUAAUCGAGCUGGGGGUCAGAAGAGGAACGUGUCCAGUGAUGAGCAUCUGCUCUUGUGGAAGACAGCAGAAAAUGAAGUCCCAGGGGUUAGUAUCAUUCAAAGAUGUGGCUGUGGAUUUCACCCAGGAGGAGUGGCAGCAAUUGGAUCCUGCUCAGAGGACCCUGUAUAGGGAUGUGAUGCUGGAGAACUUCAGCCAUCUGGCCUCAAUGGGACAUCCAGUUUCCAAACCAGAUGUCAUCUCAAAGUUGGAACAAGGAGAAGAUCCAUGGAUCAUAAAGAGAGAAAUACCAAAUUGGAUCUAUCCAGAUGGAAAUCAUGCACAUGAGAGACAAGGAAAGAAGAGUAACCUUCAUAACUCUCAAUCAUAUAUUUUGAAGACUGUUUCCUUCCAUAAUAAGAUACUGAGAGGAGUCACAAAAGAUGGAUCAUUUUACUCCAUAUUAAAAGUCUGCCAACGAGAUAGCCAGCUGCAGAGUUGUCAGGGAAAUCAAGACAAACUUUUCAGGCAAGUCACAUUUGUCAGUAGCAAUAUAGCAACUGAGGCAUCGGGUCAUAAAUAUAAUGCAUUUGGAAGAGUAUUUGAUGAGUACAUAGAACAAGAUACAUCAGAACAAAAACUUCACAAAUAUAAUACAUUUGAAAAGAACUUAAAACCAAAUAUUGGCCUACCAAAUUUUUAUAAGGGUAAUUCAAGAAAAAACCUUAAUGAGAGUUUGGGCUUUGGAAAAUUAUCUAGUCACAGUGCAUCCAAUUCUGAUCUUGAGAGAAUUCACAAUGGGAUAAUACUCUGUGAUGAUGAUCAAUGUGAAAACAUUUUCAGCAAUAAACAAUCCCUUAUCCAAUAUCAGAAUGUUGAAACUAAGGAGAAAACCUGUGUCUGUAUUACAUGUGGAAAAGCAUUUGCUAAGAAGUCACAGCUUAUUGUACAUCAAAGAAUUCAUACUGGAAAGAAACCAUAUGAUUGUGGUGCAUGUGGAAAGGCCUUCAGUGAAAAGUUUCAUCUCAUUGUACACCAGAGAACUCACACUGGGGAGAAACCUUAUGAAUGUUCUGAAUGUGGGAAAGCCUUCUCUCAAAAAUCAUCCCUCAUUAUACAUCAGAGAGUUCAUACUGGGGAAAAACCAUAUGAGUGCAGUGAAUGUGGGAAAGCCUUCUCCCAGAAAUCACCCCUUAUUAUACAUCAGAGAAUUCACACUGGAGAGAAACCUUAUAAAUGUAGAGAAUGUGGGAAAGCAUUUUCCCAAAAGUCACAACUUAUUAUACAUCAUAGAGCUCAUACUGGAGAGAAGCCAUAUGAGUGUACUGAAUGUGGAAAAGCCUUCUGUGAGAAGUCCCACCUCAUUAUACAUAAAAGAAUUCACACUGGCGAGAAACCCUACAAGUGUGCUCAAUGUGAAGAAGCCUUCAGCAGAAAGACAGAACUCAUUACACAUCAGUUAAUUCAUACUGGGGAGAAGCCCUAUGAAUGUACUGAAUGUGGGAAGACUUUCUCCCGGAAGUCACAGCUCAUCAUACACCAGAGAACACAUACUGGAGAGAAACCCUAUACGUGUAGUGAAUGUGGUAAAGCCUUCUGUCAGAAAUCACAUCUCAUUGGACAUCAGAGAAUUCACACUGGAGAAAAACCCUAUGUGUGCACUGAAUGUGGGAAAGCCUUCUCUCAGAAGUCUCACCUCCCAGGACAUCAGAGAAUUCAUACAGGGGAGAAACCUUAUAUGUGUGCUGAAUGUGGAAAGGCCUUUUCCCAGAAGUCAGACCUUGUUUUACAUCAGAGAAUCCAUACUGGGGAAAGACCCUAUCAAUGUGUGAUAUGUGGGAAAGCCUUCAUUCAGAAGUCACAACUCACUGUACAUCAGAGAAUUCAUACAGCCAUAAAAUCUUAA
This is a messenger RNA of Urocitellus parryii (Arctic ground squirrel), 1953 nucleotides long. RefSeq lists its product as uncharacterized. The record is from RefSeq and is a predicted model, not a curated record. NCBI's taxonomy places the organism in Eukaryota, Metazoa, Chordata, Mammalia, Rodentia, Sciuridae. Gene Ontology annotation, molecular function: DNA-binding transcription factor activity, RNA polymerase II-specific; RNA polymerase II cis-regulatory region sequence-specific DNA binding. Gene Ontology annotation, biological process: regulation of DNA-templated transcription.